CAAAUCUAUUUGUAGUCACACACGGAACAGCUCAGUAAAGACAUUAUCCAAAAAGACGAGAAUGGACCCAACAAUGUGUAUCAGGGCGUUUGUCUUAUGUGUCCUUAUGCCAGGAGCACUUGGCAGCGACUCUUUAUCUUACGACUGCACUUCGAACAACGAGGUUCAUAUUUCCGGUUUUCCUCCGAAUUCUUACUAUUACGCCAUGCAGAAUUCCACACAGUGCAAUGUAACGAGCACAGGAGCUCAAUCGAUUACAAUCUCGGGCUGUGCAAAAGAUUCAGAAAUUUUACUCACGUACGGUUCCUAUUCUGGUAUGGAGGCAUAUUCGUUACAUGGGGGAAAGUACGUGGUGGCAGUGAAAGUUACGUGCAACGAGAUCCCACUCACAGGAAACGUACAUAACGUCAGUGAAAUAUUUUCAGCCAACUUGACCAUUGGUGAGACGCAGUCUGUUGAUCCAUCUUACAAUAUAACGUCAGCUCUCAGCAGUUACUAUGUAACUGUCGGGGAUCAAAUCAUCUGGACAAUCAGUUUCCCAGUGCAGUACACGCUAGAAGUUACCGAAUGCACAGCCAGUCCUGGAACAAGCUAUGAUGCUGUGGAUAAAGUCGACCUCAUAUCUAUCGGAGGAUGCCAUGUAAGCACUGAACUUAUCAGCAAUUUUACAGACAAUGGUAAUGGAACAGCGUCUGCAAUAAUUGAUGCUUUCAAGUUCUACAGUAACGACCAAGUUUUCUUGACAUGCGACCUGAAGGUCUGUCCUAGCGGCUCAACCCAGUGCGACACCCAAUGUGCAGGUUCCAGAAAGAGAGAAGUAGGCGACAUAUUCAAAAGAUCCGCCCCGGGACCAGACAUUGAAGGAUUUUACCCAAGGAAUGUUCACAACGUUUUGACAGUUCUGAUUCCGAAUGAAAACAGCGCCAUAACAGUUACUCCAGUUGGAUGGACCUUUGUGUUAACCUUGAUCUUUGUGCUCUGCAAUCGUCUAUCAAGCGCCUUUUGAUGCCAACAGCAAAUGCCCUGCACAUGGAAAAUCCAUCUGACGUUUGCUACGCUAUGCAACUAUCAGUUGUUUUGUCGCGUUGUGUAUAGUUUUAUACGUAUAUUUUAUUCCAUGUUUUGACUACAUAUUUUGAAUUAUCAUAGAUAAUAAAUUUUUUUAACGAUA
Messenger RNA from Mercenaria mercenaria, 1171 nucleotides. RefSeq lists its product as uncharacterized. Bases 62 to 1006 code for a protein of 314 amino acids. The transcript is spliced from 9 exons. NCBI's taxonomy places the organism in Eukaryota, Metazoa, Mollusca, Bivalvia, Venerida, Veneridae. The record is from RefSeq and is a predicted model, not a curated record.